Ixodes scapularis (black-legged tick) is the source of this 797-nucleotide messenger RNA. RefSeq names its product DNA replication complex GINS protein PSF1. The transcript has 7 exons. Gene Ontology annotation, biological process: DNA replication; DNA strand elongation involved in mitotic DNA replication. Lineage: Eukaryota; Metazoa; Arthropoda; Arachnida; Ixodida; Ixodidae. The record is from RefSeq and is a predicted model, not a curated record. Gene Ontology annotation, cellular component: GINS complex. The coding region runs from base 175 to 765 and encodes 196 amino acids.
AAACAAUUAUUACGAAGCAAAUACUAUUUUUGGUGUGUUCAAUAGUUUCACCUUUCGCGCAUCUCGCUUUUUGUUUACUUACUUCCCGCCAUUUUUUCGAAUGCGCACAAGUUAGAAUACUGCAAUACUAGACUUCUUUUAAAGGUUGGUUUCUGCAUCAAAUCAUCGUCAACGAUGUCUCUGUGGGUCGACAAGGCGCUCGAACUCGUCAAGGAGAUCAAAAGGUCGCCAAAUCACCUGCAACCGCUGAAAGAAGAAACAAUGCGAGAGAUUCUCAAGAACAUGCACUUCUUGUUUGCCGAAAAUCAGCGAGACGUAGAAUCCUCAGCGAAUACGGACGUUGAACUUCACACUACGGUUCACGUCAGGCACGUUGCUCUGACGCAAAUGAAGAGAUGCUUGCUUGCAUACCUAUUUCAUCGCCUCCAGUGCAUCAAGGAAAUGCGCUGGUCCUUUGGCAGUGUCCUGUCACCCGAUCUCAAAGCCUCGAUGUCUGAGCAAGAGCAACAAUGGUUCCAGAGGUACAGCAGCAAUCUCGCCGACUACAUGUCGUCCAUCGGCGGCGGCGUGGGCCUCGACCUGAUGAAGUACAGGAACCCCCCGAAAUCCUUGUACAUUCAGGUACGGUGCCUGGAGGACUAUGGGGACUUUGAAACAGAGGAUGGCACCUGCAUCGUCCUGACAAAAAACAGCACCCACUUUCUGGAACGAUCUCAGUGUGAAAAGCUUAUUCAUCAGGGCAUCUUGCAGCAUGUAACAACGUAAAUGAAACUUACAAUAAAAUGUUUGUACAGAAA